AUUACAAUUCAUACUUCGUGUCUCCACCUCACAACAGAAGAUUGAAUAUGGCCACAGCAGCCGACGCAACUCCGCCGAGCUACGACCGCAUGAAGGCGGUGAAGGAGUUCGACGAGUCGAAAAUGGGCGUGAAAGGCCUCUCGGACUCCGGCAUCACCUCCAUACCCGAAUUCUUCAUCCACCCUCCCCACACUCUCUCCGACCUCAAACUCACCUCCAAGACCGCCAGGUCGCUACCUGUCAUCGACCUCGCCGACCUGGAAUCCGCCGACCGCCGCCGCACGAUCGUCGACCAAGUCAAAGAAGCCGCCAAAACUUGGGGCUUCUUUCAAGUGGUCAACCACGGCGUGCCGGUCUCCGUCCUCGACGAAACGAUCCGUGCCGUGAGGGCCUUCCAUGACCAGCCGCGCGACGUCAAGGCCAAGUACUACAAGCGUGAGGAAGGGCGGGGCGUGAUGUACGCGAGCAACAACGACCUGUACCGGGCGGAGGCGGCUAGCUGGCACGACUCGCUGCAAGCGUGGAUGGGGCCGGAGCCGCUGCCGCCAGAGGAGCUUCCAGAGGCGUGCCGCUGGGAGGUGGCGGCGUGGGACGGCCACGCGAGGGGGGUGGCGGAGAAGGUGAUGGAGUUGCUGAGCGAAGGGCUGGGGCUGGAGAGAGGGAGGUUCAAGGAGCUGACCUUUUCGGAGUCUAGGGCUUUCGUGGGGCACUGUUAUCCGUACUGCCCCGAGCCGGACCGGACGGUCGGGAUCACGGCGCACACCGAUCCCGGGAUCGUGACGGUGCUGCUGCAGAACGGGAUCAAGGGAUUGCAGGUGAAGCACGACGGCGAGUGGGUGGAGGUGAGCCCCGUGCAUGGAGGGUUGAUCAUCAACGUCGGUGAUUUUCUCCAGAUAGUGUCGAACGGCGACUACAAAAGCGUGCAGCAUCGCGUGGUGGCCAACUCGGAGAAGGAACCCAGGAUCUCCAUAGUCAUGUUCUUCAACCUUAGCAAGUGGAAAGGUUCCGGCCACUACGGCCCUUUGCCCGAGCUGCUGUCGCCGGAGAGGCCAGCCAUUUACCGCGACUUCACCGCGCAAGAGUUCUUCGACAACUUCUACAGCAAGGGAUUGGAUAGCAAGUCCUUUAUUGAGAAGAUUGAGAUUCAAAAUUGAGUCGGAUUUCAGCACGACCGACAUCAUGGAUUUUCACCAUUUUCAUUUUUUAUGUACGGGUGCGUCAUAUUGACAACUGCGGGAGUUUUUUUAAUGGUAUCUUAUCUAGAAUAUCGCAUUUUCCUA
Messenger RNA from Syzygium oleosum, 1280 nucleotides. Its product is annotated as 1-aminocyclopropane-1-carboxylate oxidase homolog 4-like. The transcript is spliced from 2 exons. Bases 48 to 1154 code for a protein of 368 amino acids. The record is from RefSeq and is a predicted model, not a curated record. NCBI's taxonomy places the organism in Eukaryota, Viridiplantae, Streptophyta, Magnoliopsida, Myrtales, Myrtaceae.